CAUAACUGCACACAUCAACACCAGACAAGUCUUUGUAAAGAUGCCAACUGUAUUGUCACAUUCACCCGAAAUUGACAAUAUGAACAAGGAGGAUAAAACUGUCAACUCAAGGAGACUAGACAAGUGGCGUUUUCGCUGCCCUAUGUCACACAAACUGAACUCCAGCGAGACAAUGCUUUGGUCCCAGUCAUUGGAAAACCUUCUUAGAUCAAAAUAUGGCAUGGCAACGUUCCACGCCUUCCUCAAGUCCGAGUUCAGUGAUGAGAACAUUGAAUUUUGGUUGGUCUGUGAAGAUUUCAAAAAAGUCAGGACAUCAUCCAGGCUGACGUCAAGGGCCAAGAAAAUAUUUGAACUUUACAUCGAGGCAGAAGCUCCCAAAGAGAUAAACAUCGACCACAGAACGAGGGAGGUCAUCAAAGAGAACAUUCAAGCUCCCACUAAACUGUGUUUCGACGAUGCCCAAAGGAUCGUAUAUGGUCUAAUGGAGAGGGAUUCAUAUCCCAGGUUUCUUCGCUCAGAUAUCUACAGAUCUCUUCUGCAGUCAGUGUCAGAUAGGCUCAAUGGCUGAACACCUGAAACAGACUUUAAGACUCCCGAGACUUUUGUUGGAUUGACGCUGCAAUGAGUGUGAUCGCCAAGGAAAUUUAUUUUGACCUGGAUUUGCAUGAGUUGCACGGGACAUCAAGCUCUACACAAACUCUUGUAUAAGCUACCGUUUUAUCAGCUGUUGUACACUGCUCCACUGUUUAUGACAAAUGAGCUUUCUGUAGGUGUGUUGAACCACAGGAACUCAUGAAACAUUUGAAACAUUGAUCCUGUGUUUACACCUGGUAUUGACAUCUGUCUCAUCGUGGAUUUCACUACAUACGGGUGCAAACGGGGUCCAAAAUAUUUUGUGAUCGGGUCAAUUUCAAUAUACUACAUUUGGGCAUUGUUGUAAAUGUAUGUGAACACAUUGCACAGUAAACGCUAUUGUGUAUAAAGUCAUUCUGCUCAACUGUUAAGGAUGGCCUACAGUCCUGGUCUCACAAAGCAGACUAGAAACUUCAAAACAGGUGUGUUAAACCAAGUUGGUGCUAAACUCUGCAGGACUGUGGCCCUCCAGGACCGACAUUGGACACCCCUGGCCUACUGUACUUUCCUGUCAAAUUAUUUCUUUGUCCUAAAACAAGGGUUUUAACAUUCCUUGUUACGAACAUCUUAGAAUAUAUUGGAAAAAUCCAUAAAUGUACUGUACAUACGUGCAUAAGAACAUGUAGUGAUAUUUGUGACAUGUCUUAAAUAUAUAUGUGAAGGACGCACAUCUGAAGUUUAUCUAAUACCGCUCAACCGUAAAUACAGUAAACAUUCUGUUACAUUUGCAAUGAGAUUAAGAACAACGAAUAGCUAUAUUGUAUUUUGAAGCAACAGUGAGAGAUAUGCAUGAACGUAGAUGUAAGCUGGGCCUGGGACUGUCGGACUGAAAUAUCCUGUGAAUUGUAUUUAACAAUUUGUACAUAAUAAAUCAUUACUGUCAAAUAUAUGUUGAAAGCAUAA
Messenger RNA from Triplophysa dalaica, 1536 nucleotides. RefSeq names its product regulator of G protein signaling 13 (gene rgs13a). Bases 41 to 568 code for a protein of 175 amino acids. The record is from RefSeq and is a predicted model, not a curated record. The transcript has 5 exons. Lineage: Eukaryota; Metazoa; Chordata; Actinopteri; Cypriniformes; Nemacheilidae.